This is a messenger RNA of Chenopodium quinoa (quinoa), 4532 nucleotides long. Its product is annotated as pentatricopeptide repeat-containing protein At1g13040, mitochondrial-like. The transcript is spliced from 4 exons. The record is from RefSeq and is a predicted model, not a curated record. NCBI's taxonomy places the organism in Eukaryota, Viridiplantae, Streptophyta, Magnoliopsida, Caryophyllales, Amaranthaceae. The coding region runs from base 484 to 2034 and encodes 516 amino acids. Gene Ontology annotation, molecular function: protein binding.
ACUUAGAAUUUUAUCAAUAGAAUCAGCUCACCCCAAUACUAGUAAAGCCCGUUUAGUCAUCUGUGCUCAAUCUACCAGAAAAGCCCACUUACCAAUUGAACUGAAAGUUGAACAAGAACCAGUUAUUAUAGCCUAUAAUGGAGUUCCUCGUUUCAAAACUUCACUCACUGAUUUGACAUUUCUGCCGCCCAUCAAUCCACCCACCUGACCUCCCAAUCUCCGCCGCGGCGCAACCUUCUUCAUCUUCUUCUACCAACUUCCCCACUUUUCUCUCUCCUCCUACAUUGCUGGGGUUCGUUUACUUUCCAGAUUAAAGCUUGGUUUAAGGGGUGAAUUGUGGAUAGCUUGAGUGUUGAAAUUGAAAGGAAAUAAAAAAGCUGAAGUAUAAGGGAGAGAAAUAACUUUGGCUUAACUGUGUCGAGGUUUCGAUCGACAUGGUUUUGACCCCAGUGGGUAGUGUUAUUGCGUUCCACCUAGAGUUGAAUGCAUGAUAUGAUUUGCAGUUUUGGCAAACACCGAUCUGUCUAUAGAGCUCUUAUAUCAAGAUUUGUAAAAGCGGGGCUUAUAAAUCAAGCGAUUGAAACUUUUGAUGAGAUGAUUACUUCAAAUUGUCGAGUAUUUAGUAUAGAUUACAAUCGAUUUAUCGGGGUUCUAAUUAAACAAUCCCGUCUUGACUUAGCUGAGCAUUAUUACCACACAAUGAUCCCACAAGGGUUUUCAUUGAUUUCUUUUACAUAUUCGAGAUUUAUAUGUGCUUUGUGUGAGGUGAAGAAUUAUCAGCUCAUUGAGUAUCUGUUGGAGGAUAUGGAAAAGCUUGGAUCGGUGCCGGACAUAUGGGCAUACAAUAUUUAUUUACAUUUGUUGUGCCAGGAAAAUAAAAUAGACUCGGCUUUAAGCUUAUUACGGGAUAUGAUGGAGAAGGGCAGAAAACCUGAUGUUGUAACUUUUACUAUACUUAUUAGUGGAUUGUGUAAAGUAGGGCAAUUUGACAAUGCUGUUGAGAUUUGGCAUACUAUGAUAAAGAUUGGAUUGAAUCCAGAUGACAAAGCAUGUAGAGCUUUGGUUCUUGGUUUAUGUGGUGGUGGUAAAGUUGAUUUAGCUUACGAGCUUAUAGUAGAUAUGAUGAAAUGUGGAGCACCUACAAGUAUACUGGUUUAUAAUGCCCUUAUCAGUGGGUUCUGUAAGGUUGGCCAGAUCAAUAAAGCACUCACUAUCAAAUCAUACAUGAAGAAGAAUGGAUGUGAGCCAGAUCGGGUCACAUAUAAUAUACUGUUGGGUUAUUGUUGUGAUCAGCUUAUGCUGACGGAGGCUGAGAAACUGAUGGAAAAGAUGGAAAAGAAUGGGCUUGAACCUGAUAUAUACAGCUACAACCAAUUUCUGAAGGGUCUUUGCAAAGCUAAGCGCAUGGACAAGGCGUAUUUGUUGCUUGAUGUCAUGGAAGUGAAAGGAUUAUGUGAUGUUGUCUCUUAUAAUACUAUUAUCGAGGGACUAUGCAGUGGCCAACACACGAAAAGGGCUUACAAGCUAUUUGAGGAAAUGGUCCGGAAAGGUAUCGCCCCUGAUACUAUGACAUUUACCAUCCUCAUAAAAACUUUUCUUAGGGAAGGAAGUUCCAACAUUGCCAAGAGUCUUCUUGAUCAAAUGACAGGAAUGGGCAUUUUUCCUGAUUGUGUUUUGUAUACCAUAAUUAUUAAUCAUCUUUGUAAGACGGGAAAAAUUGAUGCGGGUCAAAGUGUUUUCAAUGACAUGGUUGAGAAUGGGACAACUCCAGAUGUAGUCUCAUACAAUGCUCUUAUAACUGGGCUGUGUAAAGUUUCUAGAAUGAACGAGGCUAUGAGUUUGUAUCACAAUAUGCAAAAGGCAGGACCCUGUCCUGAUGAGGUCACUUUUAAAUUGUUAAUUACAGGGCUGAUACGAAAAAACAAGAUUUCAGUGGCUUGUAGCUUGUGGGAUCAGAUGAUGGAGAAGGGAUUCACCCUGGAUAGAUCAAUCUCUGAAAAACUAAUUACUGCACUCCAUUCAAAAGACAGUUGAUAGUUAAGCAAGGCAUUAUUUGAUCCUGUUGGUGAGGCGCUAACUAGUUGCGUCCUCAAUUAAUAGCUAUAGAUUCCACGAGUUCCGGGCCAGGUACACUUCAAAAUCUGCUUAUAAUUAAUUUUGGCACAGGGAGAUGUUGCGGUUACUUGUAUCUUGUUGAUUCAGCAUCAGCAACUUGCAACCUCAGUAUGAGAUGUUUGUACGGGCUUUUGAUUUUUCAGAGAAUGUACAUCAAUCAAACUAAGACAGCAAUGGUUUCAUUGGUUUUUGCACUGAGGUUCAAGUCAAGUUUAGUAGCAAAGGGAACUGUGCUUGAAGAGAGGGAUAACCUACAUCAUUGCUGCCAAUAGAUAUGGUAGGGUGUUGUUUUUCCCUUUGCUUUUAAGCUUGUAAAUUGGGAUAUAUACAUAUACUCUUACUCAAUUGAAAACUUUGACUUCCUAUACAUUCAAUGGUGUUGCUGGUUUGAAGAUCAGUUUAUAUGGGGAAAUCAGGUUGUUAUGCCAUUAUCUUUUCAAAUUAUGAUUUGAUUAAAUUGUCUUUUGCCAUUUGAAGGUGUUUGAUGAUCAUAUCACAUUUUUUGAGCCAGAUUGUUCACAAUUGUCACUUUCCAGCAAGUGUACUGUCAAUUUCAUUGAGGCAAAUUGUUAGUAUAAUAGUAUUCUGCUAAUAUUUGUCCUCUUCCCCUCUGACAAUCAUAAGUUUUGCAUCCUUUGUUGGAUCCAUAAAAGUGCCAACAAGUAGUUCAACAAUUUAAGUUGCUUGUUAUUUUCUGUAGAUUGCAAUAGAUCAUUAACAUGUAUAAGGUUAAUGAUAUUUAGUUAUGUAAAUGUGACUCAUUUAUUAACAAGUUAUGACUAUUACACGGUAAUGUGGGGGCUAAUUCGGGCAAUGGUUUCACAAUUGCUUCUUCUUAUGAGUUUAAUAAGUCCAUUUGUCUUGAUUGUCAAAAUAGCCUGAGUUCUUCCACUGUGUCCCAUUCCCCCCUCAGCCCUUCAUCUGGACAAUCAUAAGAUCUUAAUCUGUCUUUUCUUCUUUCACAUAGCUGUAUUAUUCUGCAGUCAUCAUCUUACAUGAGUUGCCACUCUCCUCUGAUUUGGCUAAGUUAAUUCUUCUGUCAAUUUUGCAGAAUAAUAGAUUUUGUCAAAUAGGUAGGAAGAGGUCUCCCUGUUGCAGCAAAUGCUAGAUUUAAAUAACAAUUAGCUUUCAAAUUGAAUCAGAUUAAUUAUAUUCAAAAUUCAAUUAUAUUCUUUAGCAGGGUUUUGUUGAAUAUCUAUCUUUCUUUUUCAUUCUUUUUUUUAGGCACAGUUUUAGAAAUUUGAUGAUCCUUUUUUUUUCCCCUUUUUUUACCCUCAAUUCUGCUAAGAAAUUAAUAGAGUUUUCUGUACAACUUUUGACUCUGAAGUUGAAAUUAACUGAAAUUCAAUUUGGGAAACAUUUCAUGCAUUGAUAAAGGGUUGUGUUAAAAAAAUGACUUAUAAAGUUAUAAUGUAUGGAUUCCGCUGCUGCAAAUUGAGGGAGAAACUUGUCUGGUCUUGCGGUGCAUUCACUCCUGUUACAAGAAUGAGAUGAAGCCUUUUCUUGACUGGAGACGCUGUAUACAUAGCUGAGUACAACCUAUUAAACCUUUUUUAUUCAGGCGGUGUAUGAAUGGUUGCUAAUUUGCUGACUAUCUAAGCAGCCAAGGGACAUGUGGUGUGUUAGGAGGAAAGUGAAGGAGUCUUCUUUGAAGUGAACUGAAUCUGGAGUAUAUCUUAAAGAAGGCUGGAUUUGGAAUGGACCCUGACGAAGUGUAUUUGGAGGUAGUUGAUGACCAGGAGGUACUGGCUGCCAAUAUACUCUACGAGCCAUCUAGCACCAAUUUGUCCAGCGGCUCAUUUAACUCAAAAAAAAGGCAGAAGGAUUCUGGAGGAUAGCCAAAUGCAGGCCUACAGUCACAGACCCACACACACACACUGUAGUGGCGGAAAGCUGUAGAAUGGGUACAGGCCUACACAUGCACACACACACACGCAAUGUUGUUGGAGUUUCGGUAGACAUUCCAGAGGUGCUUGUGGUACUUCUUCCUUCUCAAGUCAAUUUCAUGAUCCACAAUUCCACACUAGCCGACUGGAGCCUGGAGGUGCCCCUCGUGCAACUUAAGUUGUGUUUUUAUCUCAGUUCUAAAGCAAAUCUUGCCGUGAAAAUUGGCAUUGUCAGUAACUGUACAGUUUUGUGUCUUGUAGAGUUGUAAUGGUAUUUGAAAUUGAUACAGAGUAUGUAAGAAAUAGUGAAGAAUCGGAAUAACAUAGACCACAUUAUUCUUUUAUUCAAUGUUUUUUUGAAUAGCUUUUGCUGAUGGCUUUUUCUGGUCAAUAAAUUUUUUAGAAAAUUAAUUCUUAGAUUAAGCUACGAUUAAGUGAAAUGGUAUCCAAAAUUCUUGUAGUGUCUUUGCUAAAAAUUUCUCUCGGGUUUUGUGGUGAAGUUCCCGUUUAUGUACAUGACUACAUAUUACU